Molecule: messenger RNA, 1741 nt
Organism: Heterobilharzia americana
Lineage: Eukaryota; Metazoa; Platyhelminthes; Trematoda; Strigeidida; Schistosomatidae
Source: the annotation of a GenBank genome assembly
ACAUAUAUAUAUAUAUAUAUAUGUUUAAUAACGUGUAGUAGUAUUAAAUAGCAAGUAAUCUGCCAACCGGUACCAAACACCAUUAAUGAAAAAUGUUAUUCAGAAGAAAAUUAUCCUAUAGAAUUUGCAUUUCAAAGAGAUCGAAAGCAGUUUUGAUACUGGUUGCCAUGUUGUUUCAGAUAUUAUCAAUUACACUUUACCGUUACUAUACAGUAUAUAAACCAUUUGAAGAAGAAUUCCUGAAUACUGAGGCACUGUACAGCAUGGAUACAUUAACAAAAUGUACAGAAUCGGAGAACAUGUGGCUUCAGUGUAUUGAACAACUGAAUAAUUUGAGUACAAACAACUAUGCAAGAGUGCGUGGAUUUGACUCAUCAGUCCGCCUAAUUCAUACACCGCUUAACUGCACAUUUCUUGAUAUACAGAUUCCAUUUAAGAGGAAUAAUAAACAUUAUUCAAACGUUACCUUGAAUGAGCUUUACUUCCUAUCAAAUGAUGCCCUAACUACAAUGAUCAAUGGAAGAGGAUUGACUACGAAGAAUAUUAAUAGAGGUUGGCAUCAUCCAAAGUACUUCAGUAUGAAAGAAGCUUUGAACGCCAUACAGACAGGUUUACCUGAUAAGGAGAUGCCAGUUAAUGGUGGACCUAUUAUUGUCAUUCAGUUACCUAAGAAAACAUGCAAUCCUACUGAAACAACCAAAAUACUAGAUCUUAUAGUAAUUGUGAAAUCAUGUAUUUAUUGCUUCGAUAAGAGAUCAUAUGCAAGAGAAACAUAUAUGCGAUUAAACUUGUGGAAAGAUUUCAAAGUGGGGUUUGUUUUCGUAGUUGGACUGCCAACACCAAAUGAGACAGAUAUUUUCCACUUUGACGGAGUUCACGUCAAUCUUCAUCGGAAUGCCAAAGAAUUAUCACAAAAGUACAAAACAUCACGGUGGAUUGCUGCCAAAAAACUGGAAAAUGAAAGUAAAGUAUAUAAAGAUAUGCUGAUAGGAUCUUUUCACGAUACAUACUUCAACUUAACAUUGAAACUAAUACUAACAUAUAGAUGGGCCGUUACAUUUUGUAAUGGACAAGCUCCGUUGUACAUCUUUCUUGAUGAUGACUACGCAAUUCUGCCAAACAAUACUAUUAGUCUGAUCAGAGGUGUGAAUGCUUCAAGCAUAACUUCAGUUGUUGGUGGGCCCGUGCACCAUCAAGCUUAGUAGCAAGGCCAACAAAUGAUGAAUUUCAUUUAAAAUGGGCUGUUUCAGAGAAAGAAUACCCUUGGGAACACUACCCGCCUUAUUUUUAUGGACAGGUUACAUGUUAGGUUGCAGUAUAGUCAAUGACGCUUCCCUGGCCAUGGCUUUUACACAAAAUAUUCGUAUAGACGACUCUUAUCUAGGAAUUAUACUGAGCAGGUUGAACAAAACACUGACUAAUAUGAAAGAGUUUCAGAUCAAUGCAGAUGAGGAAGAAAUAAAAUCUGGAGCUGUCAACGUUCACGUUAAUGUUGCUGAAGACGUAAUUGACUGGAAUACUGGUGGUAUUAGGAAAACUUGAAACAGUCCUACUCCAUUAACUCAAUAAAUUAAAUUAUAGAUCUUUAUUUUUAUACCCAAAAUAAAGUUGUGGAUCAAAUGGAAAUAAUGAUUCACCUGUUGCAUAUCAGAGUAUUCCACAGCGCUAUUUUUCCAACCCAUUAGUAUUUUAUUUUGUACACAGCGAGAUGUAUAAAGUUUCAGUAAAAUUAUGAUUUAUA